Molecule: messenger RNA, 1020 nt
Organism: Alternaria hordeiaustralica
Lineage: Eukaryota; Fungi; Ascomycota; Dothideomycetes; Pleosporales; Pleosporaceae
Exons: 2
Coding region: 1-1020 (339 amino acids)
Source: RefSeq, a predicted model, not a curated record
AUGGCAGAAGUCUGCGCAAUCCUCGGCGGAGUGGGUUCGAUAUUCAGUAUCGUGAAUGGCAUCAGUAAAGUCGUCGGUACUAUCGGCGACCUUCAGACGAAGUGGGGCGAGGCUGAUCUUACUUUGUUGAGUCUGGCGUCCCAGCUCAUUGCUCUACGGGCUGCCUCGACCAAGAUACAAGAGUGGAUAGAUCAAGAUCUCCAAGACACCCAUCACCAACUAGUCAUGGAUCUGGACGUCAAAACUCUCUCUGAGCAGCAACGUAUUCUCGGUACAAACAAGACUAGAAAAGUCUUGGAUCGAGCAAAAGCAGACUCGAUAUCUCUCUAUGUUCAUCGUGACUCUGCAUCUCUCACCAGCAAGAUGACCGACAACAUGUCAAAGAUAUCGCGUGUCUUUGAAUUUGACUCGAACAUCUUUUCUACGGGAGUCUACGAGCGGGCCUUCCGGGGAUCAGUCAGAGAUCUGCUCAGGCGACGGCAGCAAACCCUCAGAGCCCACCCGACAGCUUCGUCGGCAGUAGAACCUACACCAACGCCCGGGAGCUUGCAGAGUAUCUGCUUUCUAGGACCUGACCAGAUCGGCAUGGAUUUGUUGAUUGACACCAUUCAAACUGAUCAACAUCACCUUCACGACGAGUGGGCCUUACACCAGUGGGAGCUACGAAAGCUCUUCCUGAGCCUUGUAAUCACUAUCGUCAGGACUCGUUCAGACCACUGCGAUGAAGAAGACGCCGGAAUUGUCAUGCGAUUCAUGCGAACUGAAGAGUACCUAGAGCGAUACUCUGAGCUGCACUCGGUAUCUCAUAAGGCGCUAGGAGCUUGUACGCGGAUUUGGAAUGAUGCAGUGCAAUUGGCUCAAGACCCGCACGUCCGUAACGCUUCUAAAGAGAGGGUUGAGUUCGGCAAGAUGGUCUUUUGGGUCCAGAUCAUACCUGAUAGAGGGUUGAGCGUUACCAGUGGCAACUAUGCAGCUAGGUCGUAUGUGAUAUUGUACGCGCAUGUGCGAGCUCUCGGCUGA